Molecule: messenger RNA, 2547 nt
Organism: Periophthalmus magnuspinnatus
Lineage: Eukaryota; Metazoa; Chordata; Actinopteri; Gobiiformes; Gobiidae
Exons: 4
Coding region: 121-1959 (612 amino acids)
Biological process (GO): lipoprotein metabolic process; lipid transport
Cellular component (GO): membrane; extracellular region
Molecular function (GO): catalytic activity; lipid binding
Source: RefSeq, a predicted model, not a curated record
ACACUGAAGAGAGAAGCGCAUGUCUGCAGGACGCUCGUAGAUCAGCUCCAUGCACCUAUGGGACGGACUUCUUUAAUAUCUGAAUAAUAUUAGUGUACGCCCCUUAGGUUCUAAUAGACCAUGGAGCAGGCUGCCGACCGCCUGUUGGAACUCAUCGAUGAAUGGCUGGAGGAGGCAGGGGAGUGUAGCUCUAACCUGAAGGCUCUGGCCAGAGAGCUGAUGUCCUUGAGAGAAAACUGUAAUGCAGUGGAGACAGUGGGCAGCACAGUGGCCGUCGCAGGGUCAUUGCUCGCCAUCGGAGGUGCCUUUUUCACUGGGGGAGCCUCUCUGGCUCUGCUAGGAGCUGUGGGAGGCGUCGGCGCGGGCGUCAGUGUUGUGACCAAAAUCACAGAGCAGUUCAUGACCAGCAGCAAGCUGAACAGUGUCAAGAAAAUUGACAAGAAUUGUAACGAGAUCUCAGAAAAAAUACAAUCUCUGUUUAACCAACUGAGAGAUGAGUGUCCAUCCAGCGAAACCACCCAGAAAGACCAAUAUGCUGUGAAUGAGAUUCUGAAAGCAAUCUCACGACGAAGUGGAAUAGGAUGUUUCACAUAUGUCACUGAUUUUCAUGAUGUGGUCCACGGUUUAGUAGAAAAUGAUUUAGUGAAGGCCAUCUCAAAAGGCCUGGCAGUCUCCCUUAUGGGUGAAUUCCUGUCUGCGUUCUCCCUGCUCUCUGCUGCAGCCUCAAAAGGAGGAGAGCGGGUCGGAAAAGCAGUGGCCAUACGAGGAGCAUCCAGGUUUCUUGGUGGUGUGGUGGGCUUGGCCUUUUCUCUUCCUGAAGCCAUAGACAACUGGACAGAGGCCAUUAAAAACAAACAUGAGACACAAGCCAGUAAAUCCCUGAGAGACACAGCCGAGAAGAUCGACGACACUCGGAGGAAUCUGACCGACAAACUAUCACAGAUACAGAAGAUGUUGAAAGACACUGCAAAAAAUCUCCAAGACAAAACCAAAGCUCAGUCAACAUCAACAAGGAAAAGCUCUCAAUCCUCUAAAGAAUAUUGCAAUCAAUAUCUGGAUACAUGCCAACCCAAUAUGUUCAGACUAAACUUCAGUGGUAGUAGUAGUGGUAGUGAAAGUUGGAGUAGUAGUAGUAGUAGUAGUAGCAGUAGUAGUAGCAGUAGUAGUAGUAGUGGCUAUGAAGAGGUGGAGUUGAAGGUGGCGGUGCUCAAUUCUCGCUCUGUCAAUAAAUUAAUUAGGAGAGGUGAUCGAGCACUGAUUGACCUAAUUCAGAACAACAACCUAGAUGUACUUUUGAUUACAGAGACGUGGUUACUGGAGGGUCAAACCACUGAUGACUUUAAAAAGAUCCUGCCUCCAAAUUACAGUGUUUUCAGUGAACCACGGGGUCACGGGCGAGGAGGGGGUGUUGCUAUCGUCUACUCUAAUGAAUUUGAGUGUUAUUCAAACCCUUUUGACAAUGACCUAACUGUUAGAUUUGAAUACAUAUCAGCUUUACUGUGCCGUCCUUGUUCACUAGAUGGUAUCCUUAUGUUGAAUAUCUACCGCCCACCUAAACAGUAUCCCGAGUUUUUUGAUGAGCUUGAAAAACUGUUGUCCAAGGCUUUUGCUGAGUAUAGUUUAGUUGUAAUCGGGGGAGAUUUCAAUAUUUGGGUUGAUUGUCCAAAAAACAGAUUCUCAGUCAAGUUUCAGGAGCUUCUGAAAAGAAAUGGCCUGGUUCAGCAUGUGUCCGAUCCCACUCAUAGAGGAGGCCACAUCUUAGACCUGGUCCAAACCCGUCUGAAUGUGAGAAUCUCGAAUGUUUUGGUGAGACCCAACAACUUUUCAGACCAUCACACAGUCUUUUUCAAUGCACACUACCGAUCCCAAAGUGCCAUAAGAUCAAAGAGAAGUGUAGAACGUCUGAAAGAAAAGAAGAAACGCAAAAAACAGAGAAGGAGGGACAGACGCGAUAAAUAAUUGUUCAUAUAGUCUCUGUAGUCUAGGGAUCUAGGGCUGCUUCUAUCGAUUUAGCAAAUGAAUUAAUCUGUAUAUACAUAUAGUGUCUUCUACGGUAGCGCCUUCACCCAGGACCUCAAGUUGAAGCCCACCAUCAGAAGCUCCAAUAGAGGAUGUAGAGUAGAGGAUGUACUUCCUGCCUGUUAUAUACGUGGAUAGAAAUAAUUACAUGAAUAAGGAGGCGAGAGACAGGACUACAAGGCAAACAAGUUGUAUUAUUAUCAUUGUAUUUGUAUUAGUUGCUUAGUUGAUUUAUGGAAAUUGCUGUACAUUUAGAAGGCAGCAAGGGUGGUGACCCAGAAGGGACAAACUUAAUGUUAACAUUACUGCCAUAGAUAACUGCUUAUUAAUUCUUAUGGAUGCCUCUUAAUGAAUUUUCAUUGUAUUGUAUAGUAUGUUUGAUGUUUUCAACGGUCUUAAUCAGGAAGCAGAUAUUGUACAGACAGAGCUGGAUUUAAUGUAUCUGUAUUGUUCUGACUGACUGUGAUUAUGUGGCACUUUAGCCCAAUACAGACUUCCUUUCGAGGCCAAUAAAGUUAACCUUACCUU